AGUUGACGUGUGGAGAGCUCUGAAGUUGCCCUCGCCUUGACGUACUCGUGUUCCUUGCUGGAUCAGAGAGAAAGGAGACGUUGCCUCCUGUACCCUCCACCUUGCAAGGAAGGAUGUGUGAAAGGCUCCUUUGUAGCUCCUGCUGCCUUUCCCGUUUUUUUGAGCCAGAAAAAAGGUGCCAUCCCUCCGACAUUCAACUUAAUCUGUUUAUCUUUGCAUUACUUGUGUUCUUGUUAGACUAAAAACGCAGCCUUCCUUUCUAUAUAAUUCCUAAUCUCUCCUACUCGCUUUCCUCAUCUUACUUUUCUCUUCAUCACUUCCACGCCUCCGCCACUCAGUACUUUUGGAUCUCAGCGCUCUUGAUCUUGGAGUCUUGCGGCAAGAAGGAAACUGAGACGCAAAAGACGGUACACAGCUGCUGCCACACGAUCAGAUACAGCCAUGACUACCCUCCUCCAUCAGUUCUACAUCUCAGAAAUGCCGGUGUUGUUUACAAGUUCUGGCAGGAGCAGCGAAUGUCUUGAUUCUUUCUCUUGUCAUGUGUGUGCAGUGGUGCCUGGCCUUUGAUAGCGUUCAGUGGGAAGGUUGAAGAGAGACGUGAAUGCAUUGAACAGUUUAUGGAGACUGUAUACCAAUCAACCAAAGAAAAAAUAUCCAUAAAGGAGCACAAAACAUUACUACCGUUGAAAUAAACGAACUUUUGACCUAUCGUCCUUUUUUUUUUUUUUUUAGUAUUCUAAUAUUUUUGGCCAGAUUUCUUUUUCGUGAGUGGCAUGGUUACCUGGAGUGCAGAUAAUAGUACAAUGAAUACCCUAUGAGGAGGCGAAGCUAUACCAUGGUUUGCAGCACCUGAGGAGGCCUCGAAGUGAGCGUGAAUCUUUAAGUAGUAGAAACGUUGUGACAACCAUGGCUCCGACCACUACUUGGGUGAUGCCCCUCCUCCUCUUCCUGUUUGUUUUCAUCCUCCCGGCAAGCGCUGGUGGCGGGGGACUGAGGAAGGUGGAGCCGAAGGCAGAGGUUAACACCGAUGACUCAACCAACAGCACCAACAAGACCAAGGACGAGCAUGACCUCAUCGACGACCUAUUCCUCACUUACAAUAACAAUAUUCGACCUGAUGGAGUGAGUGAAAUGACGAGGGUGUUCUUCGAGCUGUCACUGUUCAACCUUCUGCGUGUGGACACGAAGCGCCAGUCCAUCAUGACCAACAGCGAGAUUAUCAUGAAGUGGCAGGACAAAUACAUGACGUGGGACCCUGAAGAGUACGGAGGGGUUAAGACCAUCAGGGUGCCCUACGAAAUGAUUUGGUUCCCAGACAUCAUCCUGCAGAACACCGCCUCCGCCAGUUACGAGGACGGCAUUCUAAACACUAACGCCAUCAUCUAUUACACGGGCGAGGUGGAGCUGACCAGCCACGCCGUGUUGGAUUCAAUCUGCAUCAUGGACGUGCAGUGGUAUCCAUUCGAUCAGCAGACCUGCGAGCUUUCCUUCGCCUCCUGGACCUACGACACCUACAAGAUAAACCUCAUCCCGGGCCCUGCAGACUUGUCGGAGUACAGCCAGAACCCAGAGUUUUACUUAGAGGAUUUCUACAGAACUCUUCAGGACCUUCACAACCCCUGCUGCCUCUUACCUGUCUCCACCAUCAAAUACCAUCUGCAGAUCCAACGACGCACCAUUUUCUCCCUCUUCUUCUUCCUCAUGCCUGGGAUCCUCAUUAAUAUAUGCGCGCUGAUGGUGUUCUCGUUGCCGUCUGAAUCUGGAGAAAAGGUCGGCCUGGGUAUCAAUUCUAUGUUGGCUAUGAUGGUGUUCUUGAUGGCUAUGACGGAGAGACUGCCGCCCACGGAGAAGCUGCCUCUUGCUGGUGUCUACUACGGGGCGUGUAUCUCCAUGAUCACUUUCAACAUCUGCUUUACCGUGCUGGUGCUCAACCUUAAUGUGAUGGGCAUGAGGGGCUACCAGGUGCCUCACUUCAUCAGGGUUAUCACUCUCUUUACGGCCAAGUCGAUUUUUGUCAGGAUUCCAAAGAUCGUCAAGGCGGCGUGGGAUCUCGAUGAGAACAACAGGAUCGUCAGCCCCGUGGAGUCCAUGAACGAAAAGCUGGAGACGAGCAAGAUGUUUGACAAGAAGAGCAACGUGAGGUUGUUCACGGUGAAGCCCUCCACGCCGCCCAAGGUGAAGCCCAACUCAGAGAUGACCAUGAGGGACCUGGACGAGGACCUUAGCGUGGCAGAUAUCAAAGAUCCAUUCCAGAGGCGCACCGUCCUAGCCCUGGAGUCCAUUAAUAGGAUUCUUACCACGGAGAGGAAGGAGGCGGACGAGACUGGCAGGAGGAGCAACCUGGUGGACGAGUGGAAGUUUGUGUCACGUGUGUUGGACCGGACGCUCUUCAUCACCUUUACCGUCGUGUGCGUCAUCUUUAACCUGUCCAUCCUCACCUCAUCGCCUUUCCGGGAAAGAUUCAGUUAUUGUCCAGCAGAAAGCUGUGAAGGACUCACAUUGGAGGAGAUCUUAGACCUGACUGCCAACGCAGCUGCGGGGCACAGUGUAUUCUCGGAAGAUGGUGGCGACGGUGGCUACGGUGACUAUGGUGGCGGGGCGGCCUCUGCCCACCUGCAUAGCGAUCCAGACACUCUGGUGUCUUUGAAUAAGAUAUCCAACUCACUCUCCGAGGACCACAAGGAUCACAAGGGCGACAAAGGCCCAAAACGACGCAAACCACUGGAACGCCCCAUCGAGGAGUUUCCUACAACUCCAGAACCUGACAAAUUCUAUGUGGCCAAUCCAGGACCAAAGUAUGAGGGCUAUGAGGGGCUGGGGCUGCUGCCGCCAAACCACAACGAGCCUCAGCUCGGUACGAGACGAGAUCCACCUCAGAAGCAGCCGCCUGGCUCUGCAGAGGGUGGCUGAGAUUCCACAGAUUUCUCCCUCUCAAAUAAAAGAGUUAAAUAGCUAUACUAUAUACGUGAAAAGAUUAUUAUGCUUAUUCUAUCUUCCUUCCUCCUUCAGGAAAGGAACAUCAUGGCACCUCUUAAACUGAACUGAUUGUCCAUAUUGAAACGCCUAACAAAUUAAUGUGUUUUCAUUUGGAGAUAGCCUUUAUUUGAUACAUUCAAUUUUAUGAGAAGACCCUUUUGCCAAAUAGGGUUUCCUUUCACACACACACACACACACACACACACACACACACACACACACACACACACACACACACACACACACACACACACACACACACACACACACACACACACACACACACACACACACACACACACACACACACACACACACGUUGUCUUGGUUGCACAAAUUUUUAUAUAGCUUCAUAACAGACUUGUUUCAAGGUUACAUCUCAUUUUAUUAAUUCUCGGUUGAUCAUGAGGAUUUUUGUCUCAGUGAAUGUUUUUAAAUCAAGAAGUGUUCUGGCUCUGGGAAAAUCUUGUGGUUUGUUCCAUGCCCUUAUCAAAUGGAAACGGCGAUCAGUUUCAAGCGUGAUAGAAUGAUCCACCUCCGGUUUCUCUUGACACAGAAAAAAAAAAAGAAAAGAAAAGUUAAAGAUUUGUUUCUUUCAUCUAUGUUCAGAAUAUUAUUAGCAAUUUUUAUCAGUCGAUAGUGGCGUGCAUUAGGGGCCAGGUCGUGGAUGAGACCUUGAUUGACAAAUUUCUUCAUCAUUCGCAUUUUCAUGUGAAACUAUUUUCCAGCGAGCAGGAUGCAUUGAUUUCUGUCAUUUCAAUAUGUCUCUUAAUGAUGUAAUUUCUUUAUGAGUUUAAGAUUUCAUGGCUCAUCGUGCAUCAGGAAGUAGGAAGCGCUGCAUAGCUAUCCAUCAGAAUGCCGAAGAAUUUAAAGCAACUAAGGAAAGCCACAACACUGCGUGCAGAAAACUGGUGCAGAUGAUUGAUGAGUCUGCAAAUACUACAUCGCAGGAAACAUUCUUCUCUCACGGAGCAAUGCGUGGCUUCAAUCACUGAAACACUAGUCAUCGGGCAGACUACUUUAAGAAAUUAUAGGUGAUUUGGUCUGAGCACUGACAUAUUAUGAGUAGGUGUAAUUCUUUUGAAACACAACACAAAGGAGUUCUGUUACUUUUUAGAAUAAAAAUAUAUGACAUAUAAAUAUGUGAAUUUAAGUCGUUUACAAGACAAAUAUAAUAGUUUGAAAGCAUGUGCUACGUUACUUUAGAAAAUUACCUGUCUUUAACCUAACUAUAUGUAUAUACUGAUUGAAGAACGUCAUAAAUAUAUCAACAAAAUUUGAUGUUACUAAGAUUGUAAAAAUAGUAUAGUGUCCUUUAAAAAUACUCGUUUUCUAUGAUGUGUUCCUCCUCGUGUCAUGACUUUUAUUCCUCACUAAUGACUUGUGUUUGCUGUAAUAUUAGCUACUCAUCCGACCACUUAC
Portunus trituberculatus (swimming crab) is the source of this 4398-nucleotide messenger RNA. Its product is annotated as acetylcholine receptor subunit alpha-1-A-like. Gene Ontology annotation, biological process: regulation of membrane potential; monoatomic ion transmembrane transport; chemical synaptic transmission. Bases 907 to 2910 code for a protein of 667 amino acids. NCBI's taxonomy places the organism in Eukaryota, Metazoa, Arthropoda, Malacostraca, Decapoda, Portunidae. The transcript has 11 exons. Gene Ontology annotation, cellular component: synapse; neuron projection; postsynaptic membrane. Gene Ontology annotation, molecular function: transmembrane signaling receptor activity; acetylcholine-gated monoatomic cation-selective channel activity. The record is from RefSeq and is a predicted model, not a curated record.